GAAAUAAGCAUGUUGGCAUGUACUUGACAUGUUAUUAAGAAUGUUGUAAAAAGUAUUUUAAAGGAUUUUCCAGAAAGCGCAACACAUGCACGUAGAAGAGUUUUAUAAUGAAGCGUUAAUUUGUUUAGAAAAAUAUCCCUGUGAUGAAAAAAAAGCAGUAGAAUGUUUGGAAAAAGUACUCUCGGAAAAGGAGAACCAUCGAGGAGCUCUUUCACAUCUAGGUGAAUUACUAUGUAAUGCUUCUGAUGGUGAAGUAAGAGACCCAAAACGGGGUAUUGAAUAUUUAAAAUUAUUCUUGACGGUGGAGCCCAAUCAAGUACCCGAAUGCUAUUUUCACUUAGCCCAAGCCUUAGCAAUGGAACCUAAAAAUGGUUUAGACGCGGUUCAUUAUUAUCGUUUAGGGAUUAACAAAUUAGCGGAACAAUUACCGCUUCAAACAGGUUCGAUAAGGUUCACGUUUUUGAAAUAUCUCAAAAUAUUCAACUUGUUUUUAGAACAACGCGUUAAAGAAUAUUCCAAGGAAAAAAUAGGUAUGGCAUAUUGUUCUAUAGCUGAAUUGUAUACAACAGAUCUGAGGUACGACAUGAUUUUUUUUUUUUGUAAAAUAUUUUCCUUUAAUCUGAAUGGUACAACUUGGGUCUUCUUCAGUUGUGAAGAAAAUGCUGAAACAUAUAUUCUAGAAUCGUACAAGAAGGCAAUCGAAAUUUCUCCUACAUUGCUAGACGCUUUUAGCGGAUUAGUAAAAUAUUACUCUAUAAAAGGUUUACAAGCGGAAGCAUUCCAAGUGGCUGAGAACGGAAUGCGGGUUUUUCGAAAAUCAGCGGAAAUAAUGAAAACAUGUGAAUUAGAUAACGGGAUGAUGGACAACUAUGUGAGUGUACCUGAUUUUAACUCCCAACUUGAUUUCGCAACAAGUUUGAUCAAUUUAAAUCAACUGGAUUGGAGUGAAUUUGUUCUUGAUACAAUUUUAGAACAAGACGAACAUAAUGUUGAAGUUUGGCUUGUGUACGCUGCUUAUUAUAUUGUUAAGAAAGAUGCUGACAGUGCAAGGGAAUGUGUUCAAAAAGGUUCACAGAUUUUGCAAAAGGCCAUUGAACAGUGUGUUUAUUCCAAUAAUAUUGGAGGUCAACAUUACAUUCAACUUUGUGAAGACAAACUAAAGCGUAUGAAAGAAGAAAUCUGUCAAAUUUCUGUUUAGCUAACAAACAAUGGUUUUCGUAUCAUUUGAAAGAAAAGUUGACGAGUGGCUUGGAUGAAUUGCACUACGUCCAAGCCAUCGCUUCGUGCAGGAAUUGAAUUUAUAAAAUUUGGUUGGGGUUUGGCUUGAAGAGAAUUUGCGUGCCGUGGCAUGCCAAUAGAAAAUGAAAAAAGAGGGGUGUUAUGUAUUGUUUUUUUUUUUAAAGUGUUGUGUUCAAAAAGAAUUGGAAAGGUGCACGUAACUAGCAGUUGACAAAGCACAA
Hylaeus volcanicus is the source of this 1460-nucleotide messenger RNA. RefSeq lists its product as uncharacterized. The coding region runs from base 86 to 1198 and encodes 370 amino acids. Gene Ontology annotation, molecular function: protein binding. The record is from RefSeq and is a predicted model, not a curated record. The transcript has 6 exons. Lineage: Eukaryota; Metazoa; Arthropoda; Insecta; Hymenoptera; Colletidae.